AUGUUAAUGGGUCACCACCCGAACAACACUCAGGACAGAAACUCGCAGCAGGGCUACAUCGCCAGCACUGGAAACUUCCAGGGUGGCUUCGUCGACCAAUGCGACAUCAACGGACAGCAGCAUGUCGUCAGAUCGAAUGGAACCGGCACAUACAAUGGUUACGUACAGCAAUUGUCUCCUGCCUUGUCAGGUUCCCGCUUCACUUCUUGGACCCAGACGAACCCUCAGUUCCCGUCGUUUGGCCAGGGCCACCCGCACUACCAGACCGCAAUUCCGUCGUUUCCAACACCAGGCUUGCCCCAACCUAGUCUCGAUGACCCCAAGAGAUCAUACUCCAUGGUUUUCAGUGACGGUGUUUUCUGGGGGCGUCGUCCAUCCUCUUUCUUGCAAUCACCGAUAAGUCAACAAAGCAACUAUUCGCCGGUGACAUAUCAGGCAGGCUUGGACGGUCAGAUCAUGAAAGAAGAACGCUCAGCCAAGCGUACCAGAGUACAUGAGGGAACACUCGGAACACCGCAGCACACCUCAUACAACUCGAUCAAUUCUACCAAUGUUCAGGAUACGGUGGGUGUCGAGAAGAACAGAGUUACCACGCCAUCUCUUGUCCGAGCUGUUAUUAAUGAAGCGACACCCGUUGUUCCCGAUGAGAUGCCUCCAGCUCACAAGGACACGGCACAAGCCUUCAUUGCCAAUCAGACCCUGCUCCAAACACCGGCUGCUCAGCACCGCUCGGCCCAGCAGACUAGCUUGGGGGUUCCCGAAACCUCUCAAGCCGUUGUAAGCAACGGUUUCAGCAACGUCGACAGUCCGCCCGCAGUCAAUCCACAGUCGGGUUACGAUUACGCACUCUUUGGUGACUGGGAAGUACCGCCUGGUGAAGACUGGGGCUCUUUUGAGUCUCUAUUGCAGGACGAUGGACCCUCCGAUCAGGAUUUGGCGUAG
Molecule: messenger RNA, 942 nt
Organism: Colletotrichum spaethianum
Lineage: Eukaryota; Fungi; Ascomycota; Sordariomycetes; Glomerellales; Glomerellaceae
Exons: 1
Coding region: 1-942 (313 amino acids)
Source: RefSeq, a predicted model, not a curated record